CUCCCAGCCGCUAGUUUAGCAAACAACCCCGCCGCGCAUACGCGCCAAAGCCAAACAAUUUCUUUCCUUUUUCUCUCUCUCCCUUCUUCCACUUAUCUGCAAAAAAAAAAAAAAUCGUUCUGCUAAUUUCGGAGCUCAAGACGCUCGCCCCAUCUCUCCUCUCGUCGUCUCUCUCAUCCAUCCUGCCAAACAAAAAACGAAAAAAAAAAAUACUCCUGCUGUUUGCUAGAGCGAGUGAAAAAAAAAGAAUAGUCUCAGAACCAUCUAGAGACAGCGGCCCGUGGAGCGGACAGCUGAGCGAGCAAGCCUGCGCCCUUCCGAAGUAGAAGCUGUUCUGAUCCACAGCUCUCGAUUCCGGAAGGAGUUGGUCAAGAACUGGGGAUCCUGAGUUGAAUAUGAUAUCAAAUCCGGUGGACUGGUAUAGUUUCGGACCCGGAUAGAAUUGGUAGGGAUGCCAGAUUGGAGGGUGCGUGAGUUUGAAGGUAAAUUCACUGAUGAGUUUGCCCACAGUAACAACAACAAACAUGAAAGUGGAGUUGAGGCUCCUGGUGUCACUAGUAGUAAGAAGUUGAAGCAUACAGUUGCCGGUGAGAAAAUUCAAGGUGUCAUCCCUGGAAUAAAUAGCUCAGAUCCACAGAAAUGUAAUUCAGAGAACAUCCAACAUGAGAACAGGAUAGUAUCCCAGAAUAUAAACAGUGCUGGUGACUGCAUUGGAGACUGCAAAGACAGCUCCAACGCCUUCUCUUCAAGGGAAGAAAAUACAAUCGCUGAAACCAGAUGUCCAACGGAUGACUGGAACUCCUGUCAGUUUGCACUGAGCAAUGGUUCAUCCAUUCUCAAUAACCACAGUGCUCCACAGGAUAGCCUCACUUAUGGAGAUAAUGAUCUAAACUACAUUGAUUGGCCUGGCAUUGACAAUUUUGAGGAUGUUGACACAUUAUUCAGAUCUGAUUUCACAUAUGAUCCGCAGCAGCUGGAGAAUACAGAUGGGUUAUCUUGGCUUCCUUCUUCAGAUGCUGUUUACUCUUCUGAUGUUGCUUUGCAGCAAGGGUUUGACUCGUCUUAUUCCGAUUAUGAUAUUCUGGAUGAUCUCUCAGCAUUCCAAUGUGCAGAAGAUAAAUCACUACCCUCAGUUGGUCCUUCAUCGGAUUUAUGUGAUAAUCAAUUCAAUGAUACCUAUCUGUUCAGUGAGCAGAAGAAUGCGAAUGCAUAUGGUGAACAGAUAUACCAAGAGGAUGUGAUGGAGUUGUUGCCCACUGACCAGAUAUGCAGUGGACAUGAAAACAUUGAUAUGUUGCAGGGUGGAAACCAGUAUUCAUCUGAACAUACAAUUCAAGGUAUUGAAGACAAGAAAUUUUCUAUAGCAUCAACUUCUCAGCUGAGCUCCUCUCAGAAUUUACUGAAGCAAAGGCACCACUUAGAUUCCAAUUCACCAAGCAACAUUACUUAUGAGGCCUAUGAAGAAAAGUUCGGUCCAUCUAGUGGUUCUUUUGCACAAAGGAAUUUAAAAGUGCAGAAGAAAACUAUGAACAUGCAACCAACACAGCCGAUAAAUGAUAAUGUCAUGAACAGACAUCCUCAAACAUUGACAAGAAGUGCUUCUUAUCCUUGUGAGAACAAUGAAUCUGAAAGAAGAGGAUUAGGGAAAAGAACUCUGGGGGAUCCUCAAGUUACAAUGGGUACUUCAAUGGUAGUGGAUGGCUCAUUUGUAUCAUCCAUGUCCUCUGAUAUCUCUGUUGAAGAAAGCAGCUUUCGACAACUGCAGAAUGCUGUUAGUCAGCUGGAUGUGCAAACCAAAUUGUGCAUUAGAGAUGGUUUAUACCGAUUGGCACGAAGUGCGCAGCACAGGCAAGUUAUUCCAAAUAUGAUGAGCAGCAAUGAAGACAACCCGGAUAUAAAGGAUCUGCAGAAUGCAGAAACUUUGCGCAAAUUCGUCGAUCCUCGGAGCAUCGAGACACAGACAAACCCGAUCGACCGGUCUAUCGCUCUGCUACUUUUCCACCAGUCAUCGGACCAUGCGGCUGUGGCUGUCGACGAUGCCUCAUCACUUAAACCCCCUGCUGGUAGCAAACACCACCAGGGCCCUGCUGCUAACCAAAACCAAGGCCUGAUACCAGAUUCAUCGGUGUAUUCCCCUGGAGAUGGGGCCCCCAAGGAUGUACAGUCCCUGGACAAGUUCUGAAUUUAUGUCCCUGCUCUCCAUGGGCACGUUCGGUUCCCGGGGAAUGGUCGUCUGGAACGAAUCCUGGUCGGAUUGCUUCUCUAAUUGAUAUAAGCUUUGAUCGGUUGGAACGAUUCUUGGUGGAAUUUCGGGAUAAAUGAACAGGCCCUAAUGCGUCUCCGUGACCUGGUUAAGGCGGCAUAAUACGGCUUUCACAUGAUGUUUCUAGGCAGAUGUAAAAAACAAGUAUAUUGUGUACCCAAUAGUCUGUAGCCUGUUCCAAUCACAUUGGUUUUGACAUGCGUGUAUCCUAUGGGUAGGCGGCCGUUGUGCUCUCUAGUGGCGUUGACUCACAUCUGUGUAAUCUAAAAAAAAUUCUUUCUUUCCGUGGAUCUCUAACUAUACCUUUGAACUGA
Zea mays is the source of this 2577-nucleotide messenger RNA. Its product is annotated as Protein LNK1. The transcript has 11 exons. Bases 452 to 2182 code for a protein of 576 amino acids. NCBI's taxonomy places the organism in Eukaryota, Viridiplantae, Streptophyta, Magnoliopsida, Poales, Poaceae. Gene Ontology annotation, biological process: regulation of DNA-templated transcription; circadian rhythm. The record is from RefSeq and is a predicted model, not a curated record.